AUAAACAAAAAGAUAUAAAAACAAUUUGAUUUAUUUUAUUGUUCAUUUUUUUGAAAAAAAAUGAAAAACAGUUGGAGAACAUUUUUGUCCGACGGCCAGGCUCUAUCAAUCAAUCAUUUUUGUUCGACAGCGUAACCUGUUCUGCAAAUUAUUACUUUGUUCGCCCUCCUGUGGCACUCCUAAAAUGGCGCAGAAAGAAAACAACAUGAGCUCUGCACUUGAAGGCCUCAGCAACCUUGUUCGUGCUUUGGAACAGCACAAAAAGAAGCCCGAGCAGAACAGCGAAUCAAACAAUGUUGAAGAAGCUGUACAUUUACUCUUCCGUCCAAAUAGACAAGAGAAAAAUGAACACGCAGAUCGGAACACUCUCAGCAGACGAUUACCAUCUUCCACCAAGAGACCUUUUACUAAUACCAAUACUUCUAAGCGAAGGAAAUCUGCAACAUUCAUGAAAGAUCUUGUGUUAAUUCCUUCACCAAAGAUUAAAGUUAUACCGAAAGGUGAAUUGAAGGAACAUUUACAAUCAUCAGGAUUUAUUGUUAAUGCCUUCGAAGUUUUACUUGAAGCUCAGGAGGAGGAAAUCAGAGAAACGAUUUUUGAAAAGUUCCAAGAUAAACUUCCAAGCAAGAAUCAAUUUUCAUUUAUGAAACCUGUACAUAAAAAAUUAAUGAAUCCUUCAGGCAUAAAUAACAUAAAUGGAAAAGUUUUAAAGCAUUUGUCUUCUCCUGGUAUAAACGGGUGCAUAUAUAUCAGGUCUUUAAUUGACAUAACUAAAAGUUAUUUUAGUGCAUUCAUCAAUUGCUAUGAAAAGGAAGAAAAGGUUGAAUCUGACAGUGACGAUGGAUUAUUAGAAACGCCAGCAUUUAGAUUAAUUAAAGAUGUAAAUAACUAUACUUCAACAGGCCAAAUUGAGUCAUCAUCUCAAAGUUCAUCAAAGGAUCUUGUGCUUGAACAAUCAGAAAAAAAACUUGGCUGCAGUACAGAAUUUGUGAUGAAGAAUUUGGUUGAUAUUCGUACAAUUCAUGCGGCAACAGGGAACAAACAAAAAAUUUCAAUCAACAGGUCAGAUACAUAUUUAAAAACCACUUUAAUUCAACAUAAACGUGGUCAAAUUGACAUAUCUUACUUCCCAGAAGUAACCUUCGAAAAUGGAGAAGAAGGCAUGGAUGCAGAUGGUCCAAAAAGGGAAUAUUUUUACAUAUUACUUGAUCGAUUGAUACGUGGAGAAGGAAGCAUUCAAUUGUUUGAGGGAGAUAUAAAUCAUAAAGUUCCUGUUCACAAUGAAUACCACUUGGACAGUGAGUUAUAUCUCUAUGCUGGAAAAGUUAUUGCACAUAGCAUUCUACAUAACGGAGGACCAGUUAUUGGUUUAUCUCCUGCAUAUGUCCAUUUUUUGAUUACUAAUGAUAUUGCAGAAGCAUAUUCUGUUGUAACAGAUCAAGAUUUUCCAGAUUUUGAAUUACGACACAUAAUACAGCAGAUACGAUCAUGUGAUGAUGACAAAGAAAUGUUUGCAUAUCAAAGUAAUGAUUUCUUACAGUGUGAACUUAAAGCUGCUGGAUUUGGGCAUUCCAUGCUUACAACUAAGACCAAGGACACAGCUUUGUAUCUGUUAACUAUAUAUUGCAUCUUUAAAAUGAGACAUGAAGAAACAGAGCAACUACAAGAAGGUUUUGAAACCAUCUCCCUUAUCAGUGUGCUAAAAAACAAUCGAAGCAUUUGGAAAGAUGUAUUUCAAUCCACAUCUGACGUUGUGAUUCAGGCCGAAGAUCUUUACAAUCAAUUUAAGUUACCUAAGGCGAUAAAGGAGGCAGAAGAGAAAGCACUGGUGUUCUUUAAAGACUAUGUUAUGUCAUUAGCAAACGGCAAUGAAGAUACAGUUGAUGAAGCUAUCACAACAAAAGACCUAUUAGUAUUUUGUUGCUCUUCGCCAGUUCCUUUAGAAAAUGGCGUUACUCUAAAGUUCAACAGGAGAGGUAAACCAUUGCCUGAUGCAGAUACGUGUCUUUCGAUACUUUCGAUUCCAAUUUGUCAUGAUGCAUAUAACGAUUUCAAAAAGGCAAUUGAUGCUACCUUACGAUUACAAGGACAGGGUUUUGGACGUUUGUGAGUUUUUAAUAUAUAUAUACAUGGUUUUUUUUCUUUUUGCCGUCCUAAAACGUCCAAAGUUAUACAAACCUGGAAGUUUAAAAAGAUUAUUAUAUAAGAUUAUUAUAUAUUAUAUAAAAAGAUUGUUAUAUUAUAUGUUGACAUUAUUUUUUAUUUUGCAUUUCUGCAGUUUUUUUUUACUUUUCGUUAUAUAAAAAGAAGACUUAUUGACUUAACUAAUUUUCAUAAUGCUAAUAACAAUAAAAGGCCUGAAAGUUUUUUACGUUAGU
Hydractinia symbiolongicarpus is the source of this 2378-nucleotide messenger RNA. RefSeq lists its product as uncharacterized. Gene Ontology annotation, molecular function: ubiquitin-protein transferase activity. Lineage: Eukaryota; Metazoa; Cnidaria; Hydrozoa; Anthoathecata; Hydractiniidae. The coding region runs from base 185 to 2110 and encodes 641 amino acids. The record is from RefSeq and is a predicted model, not a curated record. The transcript is spliced from 5 exons.